This is a messenger RNA of Oryza sativa Japonica Group (Japanese rice), 4092 nucleotides long. RefSeq lists its product as uncharacterized. Gene Ontology annotation, cellular component: transcription factor TFIIIC complex. Lineage: Eukaryota; Viridiplantae; Streptophyta; Magnoliopsida; Poales; Poaceae. The record is from RefSeq and is a predicted model, not a curated record. Gene Ontology annotation, molecular function: protein binding; DNA binding. Gene Ontology annotation, biological process: transcription by RNA polymerase III.
CUGCUCCGCGCCUCCGUCGUGUGGGGCUCGCGAGAGCCUGGACCACGGCGGAGGCCUCCACCGGCGUUGCUCGCCACCGGAUUUGGCGUGCUCUGCUUAAUUGGGCCGAUCUCAAGCCCUUGGCGGAACUUGCACUUCUCGACCCAAAAACCCAAACAAGGCAUAAUUGGGCCGAUUCCCUCCUAUAUUCUCGUUUCCCGCGGCUCAACCGCUCAUCAAGCCCUAGAUAGUGCUCUCUCUCUCUCUCUCUUUGCUCGAUUCGCCGGCGAUGGCGGCGCCGCCGGAGGCGACGGGGGCGCCGCCCCAGACUGAAGGAGAGGAGGUUAAGGAUGGCGUCGAGGUCUGCGUAUUUGACGAGUCACCGGAGGUCUUCUCCAGAGCGGUGCACGCCAUCUCGGAGCUCACAACCGGGGAGCACGAGCCGAACUUCCCUGACGCCGAAGUCGAGCGGCUCGCCUCCUCAAUAACUUUCCUCAGAGAAUGGAGGCACUUCUCUUAUGAGCCAAAAAAUGUUAGUUUCACUUGUGACGCCAGAUCAGCUCCAUCCAGAGUUGACACACACAAGAUAAACUUACCACAGUUCUCGUCUGCAUCUGUCCCCCAGAUCACACACCUAGACAAUGGGAAGGCUAAAACAGACAGCUUUUGCAGCUCAGAUUUCGUUAUAUUUGCCGGAGGCAAUGUUUGGGCGUUGGACUGGUGCCCUAGGUUGUGUGACAGGCCUCAUUCUCCCAUAAACUGUGAGUAUCUUGCUGUUGCUGCUCACCCUCCUGGUUCUUCUUACCAUAAAAUUGGCAUGCCGUUAAUCGGGAGAGGUAUAAUUCAAGUUUGGUGUCUCCUAGCACCAUCUGAAGAGGGUCAUCCUCAUCAGUCAUUGGUUGCAUGCAAUAAAUAUAAUCCAUCCAAUCAACCAAAACAAAGGGGUAGACCAAGAAAGACCAUCACAACUUCUGAUGAUCACUUGGAACCAAGUGUCAAAAGACCAAGGGGCAGACCAAGAAAAUAUCCACUGCCAAUUGCCAAAGUGGAAGAUUCAUCCCAAAACGACAGAAGUCAAGAGUUUGCUCUUAUUUAUCCUCUUGUCAGUCCAGCAGUUGUUUCAUGUGACAUUGCAAUAGCUUAUCCCAUGCCAACUGUUAAUCCUGUGGAAUCAACUCCAAGAAAAGGUAGAGGGCGACCUAGGAAAAAACCUGUUGAAAUAAAAGGUUUGUCUGGCAUUAAACUAACAGAAGACUUGUCUACAGCUCUAUCUCCAAUAGCUUUAACCUGCAUGGAGCCCAAGAAAAAAAGGGGGAGGCCCCGAAAGUAUCCUGCUCCAAGCAACAGCAAGCAUCUUCCAGGCACUGAUACUGAAUUAGGAAAUGAUUCUGUCUGUCAGCCUGGUUCAAUUGAUUUUGGUUUGGGUCCCACUGAAAAUACUGGGUCUGGUGCUAAUAUAACUCAUGCUGCAGUUGAUGCAGCCUCCCCAGUUCCAUUGUCAGGUCAGAGGGGUAGAGAACAGCCAGAAAAGGAAGUAAUUCAUAUUGAGAAUUCCAUGCAAUCUGGACAGUCUGACAUAGGAUCCAUGUUGCCUACGUAUAUUUUACCUGAAUCAGGCAACAAGAGUAACUCAACUGGUCUGAGGCGGAGGGGACGACCUAGGAAGAAACCAUUUCCGAGUACAACCAGUUGUGUAUUUGUUCCUGGUACUGAGACCCCAAAGAAAGGUUCUACUCUGACCAAUUCAAAUAAUCUCGUGGUCUUGGCCAAGAGUAAUUGUGACAUUUUAGCAAAUGAUAUUGGUCCAUCAAGCUGUGCUAUAGAGAACAGUGUCCAUUUGAGUGUUGGAACAUCUCAUGCUGCAACACCAGCACAGGGCAUAUGUCUUGCAAAAUGCAAGGAAGAAUCAAGUGCCAAGAAGGGUAGAGGCAGACCUAGAAAGCAGCCAAUUUCAACGGAAUGCGGUUGUUCUAAAGCAUGCAGGGGUGAAGAACAAAAAACUCAGACAAUUCCCAAGUCAAGCGACAAUGCGUCCUUGGUUGAAAAUUGCAAGAAAGAAUCAUGUCCCGGAAAGGGCAGAGUGCAAGAUAAAAAGAAAUCUGUUUCAAAUGAAAGAAGUUCAGUAGUGCUUAGUGUUGAAGCACAGAACAUGGACGGAUCUUCUGCAUCAACUGCAUAUACUUCAUGUUGUACUCCUGCUUGUAACUUUGAAAACGCAGAGACAAAUCAGGCUGUAUCUGUUCCUUCCGAAAACAGUGCUCAGGUUAUUGAUGAACUAAAAGAUACAGAAGUGGCUCGAUUCAAAGAAUCAACUAAAGAUGAUAAUAUGAUUUGUUCUGCAGAAAAGACCCUUUCUCGUGUCCCAAAAGACAUUUCUCUACCAAGGGUUGUCUUAUGUUUAGCUCAUAAUGGAAAAGUUGCUUGGGACGUAAAAUGGAAACCUCCUUCAGCAAAUCAGUCAGAACAUAAAUCAUGUUUGGGUUUUCUUGCAGUACUCUUGGGGAAUGGCUCGCUUGAAGUAUGGGAAGUUCCAUCUCCAAGCAUGAUUCAGAAAAUAUAUUCCUCUUCUUCAAAGGAGGGUACUGACCCUCGAUUUUUAAAGCUGAAGCCUGUGUUUAGCUCUGCCAAAGUAAAGUGCGGGAACAGACAAAGCAUUCCCUUGACAGUUGAUUGGUCACCCUCUCAUGAUAUGAUAUUGGCGGGAUGUCACGAUGGAACGGUUGCUUUAUGGAAGUUCUCUGCAAACCUGUCAUUUCAAGGUUCAAAACCUUUUAUGUGUGUAACUGCUGAAUCUGCUCCCAUCAGAACCGUGUCGUGGGCACCAUCUGUGAGUAAGGAAAACGUGAAUACCUUUGUCACUGCUGGAGAGGAUGGUCUGAAAUUCUGGGAUUUAAGAGAUCCAUAUCGUCAUCUUUGGGAGUUAACUACUGCUCCAAGGGCCGUAAUAAGUCUUCAAUGGUUGAAGGAUGCAAGAGGUGUUGUCAUAUCAUUGGAAGAUGGCACAUUAAAGUUCGUUAGCUUGUCAAGAAUCGCAAAUGAUGUUCCUUUUACUGGAAGGCCAUUUGUUGGAACGAAAACUCAGGGUGUUUCUACCUAUCAAUUGUCUGAAUAUUUGAUCUGGAGUGUCCAUGCCUCAGAAAUUACAGGCUAUGCGGCUUAUUGUGUGGCUGAUGGAACUGCUGUUUGCUUUGAGCUUACUCCGAGAUUCUGGGAAAAGGAACCUGGGAGGAACCGUGUACCAUAUUUUCUUUGUGGUUCAUUAUCAGAGGAGGGAACAACCAUUAAAAUUGGUAUCGCAUUACCAAACUCUCCUUUGUCAAAUGUUCCUCUGGGGACCAAACGGGCUACUAAAACUUGCAAAGAUGUAGCUCAAUUGCAUGUUAUAGAAGAAGGGAAACUUCUUACCAACUCAGAAUACAAUGGUGCUAUAAAUCCGAGCAUCAGAGAUGGUCAACAAGAUGAACCUGAUGAAGGACAAGAAACCGGUGCCAUAGUUUUAGCUGCUCCUUCAAUGCAAGAGAAUUUUGACACAAGCACCAGCAGGGGUAGUGAAUCCCCUGAAAAUUUUGAGGUCUUUCCUCCUAAAGCUGUAGCAUUGCAUCGGUUGAGAUGGAACAUGAAUAAAGGUAGCGAGAAAUGGUUGUGCUAUGGAGGUGCUGCAGGCAUUAUCCGGUGUCAGAGGAUCUAAGAAACAAGAGCACACUUGAGGAAUCUCCUUGCAUAUCAGGAAAAUCUGCAUGUGUCCAUCUACACAAUAAACUGUUGCAUGCUGUGAGCUGUAUAGCCUUAUGGACUGAAGCUUUACCUGAGCUGCGAGGUUCUCUGCGUUUUGGGACCAGCAAUUCAUUGCAGGUUGGUUUGAAAAUAGAAAAUACUGUCACUCCAUGCGAUUCUUCCUCGACAUUAGUCUGAAAUAAGUGCAAUAAGUGCCUUUGGCGAUCCAGAUUCGCUAAAUCUGUUGUAAUUGUAAUUGUAAUUGUAAUUAUAAUUGAUAGCUAUUCUUAUUCAUUUCCUUAAACAUAUUAUUGAUGCAGCUGAAAAACUGCACGAUAUUAGGUGGAAUUUCAUGCAUCGCUGUUUAAGUUUUGGAAGUCAUACAGCCUUGUUGCUUCA